Molecule: messenger RNA, 894 nt
Organism: Rotaria sordida
Lineage: Eukaryota; Metazoa; Rotifera; Eurotatoria; Philodinida; Philodinidae
Source: the annotation of a GenBank genome assembly
AUGUCUGUAGCUGUACCAACUCAAACUCAAAAUGCUACACGAAAACUUGGUAAAAAUGAACUUCAUUUAAUUGGUUCUAAUUUUUGGAAUAUUCGUGGUUGUCGUAAAUAUCUAAAAAUGAUUGAUGUUGAAACACAAAUGUCAAUAAUACAAUUACAUACUGGAAAAUUUCUUAUUAUUGAUACAAUUGAAAUGAAUAAUUGUCUUCGACAAAAAAUUGAUAAAUUAACAAAUAAUGGAGAUAAUAUUGAAGCUGUUAUUGGCACACAUCCAUUUCAUACAUUAUCAUUUCAAGCUUUUUAUAAAGUAUAUUCAAAAGCAGCUUAUUAUGGUACACCAAGACAUUUACAUCGAUUAACAAAAAUUCCAUGGGCAGGAGAUCUUAAUGAUUAUAAUGUUAGAAAAAAAUGGGAACCAGAUAUUGAAAUGCGUAUUCCAGCAGGAGCUGAAUUUAUUAAUCCUCAACCUGAAUCAACAAAUCAUUUUGUAAGUGUUUUUGUUUAUCAUACAGCAUCACAAACUCUUCAUGUUAAUGAUACAAUUAUGUAUGCUGAAAAGCCUGGUUUUUUACUUAAAUUAUUUGGUUGUAAAGAUGGUGCAAUAGCAUUUCAUCCAUCAAUUAAAACUUCAGGUUUAUAUUCAACACGUGAUGCACCAUAUUUAUUUCGUGACUGGAUGCAUCAUUUACUCUACGAUUGGCCUUUUGAAAAUAUGUGUUGUGCACAUAUUGGUGUUAAACUUGGUGGAGCAUAUACUGAUGUUGUGACAUUACUUCAUAAUAGUGAACCUCUAUUUGCUGAACUUAGUGAGAAAAAUCGAAAAAGAAUUCCUCUUGGUAGAACAUCAUCUAGUGAUCAAACGCAUAUAAAUAUUAACGAUAAUGAAUGUGGAUAA